Sorghum bicolor (sorghum) is the source of this 1345-nucleotide messenger RNA. RefSeq lists its product as uncharacterized. The record is from RefSeq and is a predicted model, not a curated record. Bases 1 to 912 code for a protein of 303 amino acids. NCBI's taxonomy places the organism in Eukaryota, Viridiplantae, Streptophyta, Magnoliopsida, Poales, Poaceae. The transcript has 3 exons.
AUGGACCUCUUCCCCGACGGGGCCUUCGUGCGGCUGCGGAGCCGCGCGAUCAGCUGGAAGUACCUCCACGCCGACGGGGACUGGGCGGGGGUCUCGCUGCGCCGGUGCGGCCGCGUCCCAUCCCUGGAGGCGGUGUGGCGGGUGGAGCACUGGGUGCACGAGGGGGUAACCUACCUCCGCCUCCAGAGCGCCGCCUACGGCCGCUACCUCGCGCUGUCGGGCGAGGAUGCGGGCGAGGAUGCGCCGUCCGGGCACCUCGGCCUCAAGGCCGCCCAGCGCGACAUCGACGACUCCACCAUGGUGAAUUUCUUGUCGUGGAGGUGGAGGGUCGAGAGGGUGAAGCCCUUGAAGAACUACGUCCGCCUGCGCCACUUCAACCGCGACCUCCGCGCCAACGGCAGGCUCCUCAUGUGGAACAACGGCGUCACCGUCGACUUCAACCUAGCCCGCCGGCUCAGCACCAUGAUGCAGUGGACGGUCCACCCCGUCGCGGCAACCUCGGUACCGCUACCCUUUCCAGCUGCACCUCCGGCGCAUCAGAUUCCAUUGCAACAGAUUCCGCUGUUGUUGUGGCGGCGCAUCUGGCGCGGGCGUCAGCUUCCUGUUCCGGCGCGGACGAUCCGGCACGUGCGGGCGAGCGAUGAAGGGAACUUCGACCAGAACCAUCUCAACUGGCGCGCAUUCGGUAUCUACGACCACUCCGUGUUCAACCUGAGGACCCAGCUGGGGCAACUUCAGCAUGACUGGAACGGGGACAUGUUCGGCUUCACGUUGUGCAUUCGGCCCGGCUUGAAUGGACGGCUAAUGCCGCUGGUCACGGACCUACCUCGCAGCUUAGAUCCCAUGUACAUCGUCGUCCUCAGGACCGGAUCACCAGCUGCUGCGGCAUUAGUGUAUCCAGUACUACUAUAGAGGAGUACGAGAGCGGAACUUCUGACAGCAUCGAAAUUCAUCUCUUCGGGAACCAAAAGAAUUUAAGCCUUGCUGCCCCUGAUACUGUGACAUGAGAAUUGGCUCAUAGUUUCUGAAAAUUUUGCAACUCUUCUGUAAUGGUGGAUAGAUUUGAUGCGGUCUACUGACCGGAAGCGUUCUAAGAUAGCCUUUCAGUUAGGAACAUAAAACUGAUGAAAGCGUAGAAAUAAUGGUGAACGGUUCUGCAAAGUAACAUUGGUUGUAGUUACCAACAUCAUCUCUGUUGGGUGAUGGACUGAUGGCAAUUAUAGAUGUGGCUGAUUUUGGCCGUACCUUGAUCCUGAUACAUCAAAACAGUAGAAUACAUGUUAAUUGAGUUUGGCUUUUCGUCAUGUACUGAAAAUCGUGGUUGCAUCAUUUCUGUGCUGAUACA